Messenger RNA from Pieris rapae (cabbage white), 2042 nucleotides. RefSeq names its product protein ALP1-like. Lineage: Eukaryota; Metazoa; Arthropoda; Insecta; Lepidoptera; Pieridae. The coding region runs from base 232 to 1470 and encodes 412 amino acids. The record is from RefSeq and is a predicted model, not a curated record. The transcript is spliced from 3 exons.
AUCAUUUUAUCCAUAGCGAAUAGAAAGUAGAAACUUUAGAUAUUCUUAUUUCUUACUUUUAAAAUCUUUUACUUAAUUUUAAAGUUUCUUAUACCUUAUUUACAUUCAUGAUUCAACCCCUGCGGCUGCCCCUCGCACUGCCGGGGAUAAUUCCCUAAAGCAGCAGCAGGAUCGAUAGGAGUGUGUGUUUACAUACUGCCCUACCACUCACUUCGCUUUGAAGUUUCGGCAAUGGCAGACGUCGAAAUAAUAACAGCGGCCGCGCUGUCUCUUUUUGCGAUACAUAAUUAUGUUCGAUGUUUAAAAAGAUAUCGAAUACAAAAAAAGAAUGUUCGUCGUAGACGAUGGUGGAUGAAAUCUAUCCAUCAAAAUAGAACUUUAGACGUAAUGAAUAACUUUUUCAAUGAAAUGAAUAGUGAAGAAUCUGGGGAAUUUACUAACUUUUGCAGAAUGUCUCGUACCGAUUUUGAAUUUCUGUUGAACAAAAUUGAACCCAUGAUAAAGAAACAGACAAGACUAAGAAUACCUAUUCCACCAAAAAUACGUCUAGCAAUAACCCUUCGAUAUCUAGCGACUGGAGAUAGUUACCGAAGUCUACACUACGUAUUCAAAGUUUCUACACCGGCUAUUUCACUGAUUGUCCCAGAAGUAUGCAAAGCUCUUAAUACAGUUUUAAGAAACGAAAUAAAGUUACCACAGACACCAGAAGAAUGGUUAUCUAUUGAAGAGGGAUUUAGAAAAAAAUUCCCGCGAUGUGUUGGAGCUCUUGACGGGAAACGCAUCGUAGUUAAAUGUCCAUCACAUAGCGGUUCGAAGUAUUAUAACUACAAAAAUACAUAUAGCAUUGUGCUAAUAGCAUUAAUAGAUAGUAACUAUAAUUUCGUUUUUGCCGAUAUCGGACAGGACGUAAGUGAUGGAGGAAUUUUUCAACAUAGCUUGCUUUGGCAAAAAAUUGACAAUAGCACUCUUAACUUGCCACCAGAUAAUCCACUACCAGGAAGAGAAACAAAUGUUCCUUAUGUGUUUGUCUGUGACGGAGCUUUCGCUUUACACAAAAAUGUAAUGAAACCCUUUCCUGGUAAUCAUGACAUUGGUACUGUAGAGCGCACAUUUAAUUACAAACUUUCUAGUACUCGUGUAAUCGUUGAAAAUGUGUUUGGUGUGUUGUCAUCUGUAUUUAGAAUUUUUAAGAAACCAAUAGAACUUAAUAUAGAAAAGGUACCACAAAUUGUUAUGACAUGUAUUUUAUUACAUAAUUUUCUAAGAAAAAGCAAAUCAUCUCAGAGCAUUUACACACCUCCAGGAACUUUCGAUUCCAUUAGAGACGGGCAAUAUGUUAAAGGCACUUGGAGACAAAACGUCACUUCAUCAUCAGCUAUAAGGCCAAUACCACUUUUUAGUAGACGUGCUCCAAGUAACAUUACAGAAAUUCGAUCAGAAUUUGCAAAUUAUUUUGAUACCAUCCGUUAAAAAUACUAUUAGUAAGUACCUACAUGCAUUAUAUAAUUACACCUGGACAGAAAGUCCAGGUGUAAUUAUAUAGUGGUUUCAAAGCCUUUCCUAAAUAAUACAAUAAUAAUAAAUACCAAAUAGAAAAUACAUGUUUUAUUCAGUAAAAUUGUACGCGCGCCAGGCAGGACUAUCUGUCAUUUUUCGUAUACGAAAUAACUUAUAAAUAAUAUACAUAAAUCUCCUGCCACGAUGUUUGUAUGCGAUGGACUCCCUAUACUACCGAACCGAUAACAAUCAAAUUUGCACUCCGUGAGCAGUCUGGUCCAACUUAAGAGAAAGGAUAGCUUAGAUCUUUAAUUAUAGUCGUAUAUGUAUUUAAAAAAAUCUUAGUUACAGCAACGCUUGGCCGAGUCUGCUAGUAAAGAAAAAUAGUAAUUACGCACGGUCGAAAACGUCACAUAAUCAACCUGGCGCAAUCCUAAAUCUAAUUCCCAGAUUGAGGGUCUGAAAAAGGACACAUACGACAUAACUACUACAAUUUAAAUAGCUAGUAAUAAAAAUCAAUAGUCUAAAAUCUGCUUACCUGUUCA